UCAAAAGGAUUAACUUCAACAAACACCAAAACGAAUCCCAAGGCGAAGUGUAGGCCAUGACACGCGCAACCGAGGCCGCAACUUUCUUUGGCAUCACCGCCACGAUAUACCUGGCCCUGCUUUUCCAGUGGCUCCCCAUCACUCUGCCUCAGACUGUCCAGGAAUUCACACUCCCUGUUCUUCCUUGGUGGGCAUUGGUUACUUUUGGCGCCUACAGUCUCGGAAAUAUUGGCUAUCAUGUCCUGACCUUCCGCGAUUGUCCAGAGGCAUUCGAUGAGCUCCAGAUUCAAAUCGCGCAAGCCCAGAGUGAUUUGAGAAGCAAGGGAGUCAGGAUCUAGGGUUAUGGGAGAAUAUAGGCGACCCUUAUCCCACAGGAAGUUUACAGUUGCCACACUGAUAUUGAAAUCCUUCAGCCUACCCACCGUUAGCAUUCCUCCUCAAUAAAACGUGCUGUCAUUGAAAAUCAG
Molecule: messenger RNA, 467 nt
Organism: Gamsiella multidivaricata
Lineage: Eukaryota; Fungi; Mortierellomycota; Mortierellomycetes; Mortierellales; Mortierellaceae
Product: dolichol-phosphate mannosyltransferase subunit 3
Exons: 4
Coding region: 57-338 (93 amino acids)
Biological process (GO): GPI anchor biosynthetic process
Cellular component (GO): dolichol-phosphate-mannose synthase complex; endoplasmic reticulum membrane
Source: RefSeq, a predicted model, not a curated record